This is a messenger RNA of Toxorhynchites rutilus septentrionalis, 1837 nucleotides long. Its product is annotated as zinc finger protein 391-like. Lineage: Eukaryota; Metazoa; Arthropoda; Insecta; Diptera; Culicidae. Gene Ontology annotation, biological process: regulation of transcription by RNA polymerase II. The coding region runs from base 89 to 1696 and encodes 535 amino acids. Gene Ontology annotation, cellular component: nucleus. The record is from RefSeq and is a predicted model, not a curated record. The transcript has 3 exons. Gene Ontology annotation, molecular function: DNA-binding transcription factor activity, RNA polymerase II-specific; zinc ion binding; RNA polymerase II cis-regulatory region sequence-specific DNA binding.
AUGGUCUCAAAAUCCAGCAGUCAGAUUUAUCCAGUGCAAUGUUGUUGAUUUUCCUUCAAAAAGAAAUAUAUUGAUAUAAACACCGAAAAUGAAUAAUCCGAUGUUCGAGAUGGACAAAAUUUGUCGCCUCUGCUUGCAGAAUAUCCAAACAGGCUCUCUCGUGAAUCUCUUCGCUGCCAACUUUUCGAUUCGUCCCUUGGAUAUGAUUUCUCGCUGUGCAUCGGUUGAAAUAUACGAAAAAGAUGGACUUCCGGCUGCGAUCUGCAACGAUUGCUUUUACAAGCUGGGCAUGGCCUACGAGUUUCGAAAUCGGUGCGAGGUGUCAGACAAAAAGUUAAGAGAAUAUAUCCAGCUUUCGGAUGGACCUAGUCGUGAUGAGAAUCACGUCGAAAUUGUAAAGGAAGAUGAAAUCUACGCUGCAAUGAGCGAGCUUUUUGGACAGGAUGUCGGCCCUAAUUCGAAGGAGGAAGAAUUCGGAGAUGCGAAAGCUUCGGAGGAAAUAAUUGAUAUUUCUGAUACAAUGGAGAAAUGCCCGAAAAUAACGAAGGAUACACAAUUCACAAAGAAACGGGCGCUGUUGGAUGAGUUGCUGGUAAAACAUAAAGCAAAAAUGAAACAGGAGAAACCUGUGGUCAACAUAUUCAAACCUCGUCGGGUAAGGAGGAAAGCUGCUGCUGGACAGAGCAAAAAAGGAACAUUUCUGAAGGUACCGGAACAGUGUUUUACAUGUGGUAAAACGUUCAAUUACAGUGGGUAUCUGUUGGCCCAUCAAAGAAUUCACUCGGGAGAGAAACCAUAUGAAUGUCAAAUUUGUCAGCGUCGAUUUGCACAAUCUGGCAAUCUAAAACUCCACCUUCGAAUUCAUGAUGAUGAGCGAAAAUACCAAUGUGAAGUUUGCAGUAAAUUGUUCAAGACUUCCAGCAAUUUACACGCCCACAAGAAAACGCAUUCAGAAGAAAGAAACUUCCCGUGCACGCUAUGCGAUCGUGCUUUCAGGACAUCUCAGGAACUGCGGAGCCACUCCGAUACUCAUAGCGCAGUUAAAAGUUACGUUUGUCAGCUUUGUGACAAUAAAGCCUUCCACAAGCAAUCCUAUCUGAACAGUCACAUUAAAACUGUUCAUAUUGGGGUAAAAAGGCACCGAUGUCAGGAUUGUGGAAAAAUAUUUUCCAAUAGUUCCAACCUGAUCGCUCAUCGUCGUGUCCAUAACGGCGAUAGACCGUAUGCGUGCGAUGAGUGUGACGCUAAAUUCACACAAUCUCCAGCCCUUCUACGGCAUAUCAAAGCUAAACACAGAUCUAAGCCAGAAAAGUCGACAGUUGCUGAAGUUACUGAUGAACCGAUAGAGCCUUCCAUUGACAUCGAUGAGAAUCGUUCGUUGGAUAGUGCGGUGAGUUCCGAACUAUCGGUAGCGACAUCGCUGAUAGAUAACCCGUCCUCGUUCAAUGAGACCUACAUGCCGAGUUAUGUGCCAACACAUUCGCAAGCAACGAUGCCACAGACGCAGAUGGCACCCGGACAUGCGUGUAAUUUGUAUCCCGGGGAGUUAUUCCAGUACCAAACCAACUCAACCCAUCACUAUCAGCAGCAGCACAUGGAUAUGGGCAGUUACGAUAUGAGUUAUACUAUGUCGACACAUUCGGUGCUGAAUCCAAGUCUGAUGAACCCUCAACCAACGUACAUUUUUGAUCAAUAAUAAAGGGACUUGAAAUAAAAUCAAAAUAGGGUAAAUGAUCUUGGUUUGUCCGAUUUGGGGUGUUUUUACGCAACUAGUAAAGCAAAUCAAUUUUUCUUCAUGAAAAUCGCACAUAAUCAAUACGAGUUUGGGUUUUUUGAA